CACGGCGGGUGUCACUGCCCUGAACGCAGGCGUUCCGAUGAGCGGGCAGCGAUCACAACAACAAAGGACUUCCGCCCGUGCCCAAAAUGGCGUUUGGGCGGCCUCCCUAAUUUCUACGGGGCUUGCGGCGUCUGACGUAGAAGCUGGCAGGGGGUGGAGCGGUUAAUAAACAGCAAAUGCAGGCGCUGCUGAGCGGGAGUCAGCCAUGGACUGGAAGGAAGUGCUGCGCCGGCGGUUAGCGACGCCCAACGCCGCUCCGGAGAAAAAAAAAAGUGAACAAGAAUUAAAAGAUGAAGAAAUGGGUUUAUUUACCAAAUACUACUCAGAAUGGAAAGGAGGUAGAAGAAACACAAAUGAAUUCUAUAAGACCAUUCCUCGAUUUUAUUACAGGUUGCCAGCUGAAGAUGAAGUCUUACUACAGAAAUUAAGAGAGGAAUCCAGAGCUGUCUUUCUACAAAGGAAAAGCAGAGAACUCUUAGAUAAUGAAGAAUUACAGAAUUUAUGGUUUUUGCUGGAUAAACACCAGACACCACCUAUGAUUGGAGAGGAAGCAAUGAUCAAUUAUGAAAAUUUCUUGAAGGUUGGUGAAAAGGCUGGACCAAAGUGCAAGCAGUUUUUCACCGCAAAAGUUUUUGCUAAACUCCUUCAUACAGAUUCAUACGGAAGAAUUUCCAUCAUGCAGUUCUUUAACUAUGUCAUGAGAAAAGUUUGGCUUCAUCAAACAAGAAUAGGACUCAGUUUAUAUGAUGUCGCUGGGCAAGGAUACCUUCGAGAAUCUGAUUUAGAAAACUACAUAUUGGAACUUAUCCCUACUUUGCCACAAUUAGAUGGACUAGAAAAAUCUUUUUACUCCUUUUAUGUUUGUACAGCAGUUAGGAAGUUCUUCUUCUUUUUGGACCCUCUAAGAACAGGGAAGAUAAAAAUUCAAGACAUUUUAGCAUGCAGCUUCCUAGAUGAUUUACUGGAGCUCAGGGAUGAGGAACUGUCCAAAGAGAGUCAAGAAACAAAUUGGUUUUCUGCUCCUUCUGCACUAAGGGUUUAUGGUCAGUAUUUGAAUCUCGAUAAGGAUCAUAAUGGCAUGCUGAGUAAAGAAGAACUCUCCCGCUAUGGAACAGCAACCAUGACCAAUGUCUUCUUAGAUCGUGUGUUCCAGGAAUGUCUCACUUAUGAUGGAGAAAUGGACUAUAAGACCUACUUGGACUUUGUUCUUGCCUUAGAAAACAGAAAGGAACCUGCUGCCCUGCAAUAUAUUUUCAAACUGCUUGAUAUUGAGAACAAGGGAUAUCUGAAUGUCUUUUCCCUUAAUUAUUUCUUUAGGGAUGAAAUCUUUGACAUGGUAAAACCAAAGGAUCCUUUGAAAAUCUCUCUUCAGGAUUUAAUCAACAGUAAUCAAGGAGACACGGUCACUACCAUUCUAAUUGAUCUGAAUGGCUUCUGGACUUACGAGAACAGAGAAGCCCUUGUUGCAAAUGACAGUGAAAACUCUGCAGACCUUGAUGAUACAUGAUCUCUGAAGGACUAGACUUGAUUCAUUAAGAUGCUUGAAUACUGCAUGUUAAACCUUUGAAGCAGAGUCCUUAGAAAUGAUCUAAAUAAAACAAUUCAUAUGUCUAAAGAACACAGCAAAUGUUUUGGUUACUGGAAAUUUGGUUGCACUAGUUUGGAAACAGCAGGACCAAAUACGGCUUUUUCUGAGGUAGUAAGUUCUGGUUCCAUUUACCUCAAAAACGGCAAUUGUGAUUUAAUGUAGGUACAGGGUAUUCAGUUUAUAUAGUAUUUAGAGAUAAAGGCAAUUUUCAUGUAACAUUUCUGACAUUCAGACUUAGAACAUUUGAGGGAUGGUUUAAAUUAUUAAUGUAAUCAUUUAACCUUCAGUCUUCUAAAACGUGUAUAUCAAAGGAUAUUAGGCUUUUCCAUUAAAUUACAAUCAUGUCAUUUAUGGAUUAGAAGUGUUUGAGCAUGAUCUUUCUUUUAUACUAGGUUUCCAUAAAAAGUAUUCUAAUAUCUUUCUUUCAUUAAAAUCUCUGGUAUAAAAACUGCCUAGCUGAGUGCCAAAGGCUCAUGCCUAGUUACUCAGGAGGCAGAGACCAGGAGCAUCUUGGUUUGAGGCCAGCCGGUACAAAUAGUUUUAGAGACCGUAUCUCAAAAA
Castor canadensis (American beaver) is the source of this 2149-nucleotide messenger RNA. NCBI's taxonomy places the organism in Eukaryota, Metazoa, Chordata, Mammalia, Rodentia, Castoridae. The record is from RefSeq and is a predicted model, not a curated record.